UAUUCGCUCCGAGUGUGACUGCAGCGCCAGACUAAAUAUGAACUACGCCAAACCAAAGAUAUGUAUAUUAUAAUAAAGACAGGAUUUCAGUCCAUUACCCAUCAAAUAGAAUUUCAGCCAGAGACAAUGACCAAAGGCAAAAAACUUUUUGAUGCUGGACAUGUAAGAGAAGUCGAGGAACAUCGACGAAAUUUGGAAAGUUUUUUGAUAAAAUCUCGCAUUAUUCGGCAAACAUCAGUCCACGCUACACCUUAUGCUACUUCGUUAGACAUAAACUCUGCACGUUACGUGACAAAUGUACACUGUAAUUGUGUAUAUAAUAAGAGUGGCAAGUGUAAACAUGUUGCUGCCUUAAUUUAUUUUAUUAACAAUGAAGAAAGUGCUUCAAAAACGAGUCACGAGCAGCAAUGGGGUAAGCCGGGUGCUCGUCAAUUUGCUAAACAUAAAUAUUCUAAAGGAGAGUACUUCAAAAAAAUGAUGCCGCAUAAAUACAGUCAAUUACAUGAGCCUCAGAAUGUUUUAAUGACUGAUUUAAAAGUCGAUUCACCUUUAAAACGAAUUUUGGAAGCACAGUUUACAAAAAAUAAUCAACAUACCGUAAGAAAUGUGAUUAACUCUCUGUUGUCGCAAGUAGAACUGAACUUAGAAAAAGAAGAAUGUGCUGCGUGUGUAGAAAAUUUUUUAAUUUUUUGCGAGGAGUAUUCUACUUAUGAAAGUCAGUAUAAGCUGGAUCUGAAUCUCCGGGAGUUUUAUAUAAAUAACGUACAAUUAUCGGAAGAUAAAAUUAUUCAGCUGUCUUGUGAAACUGUUAAACAGUCUUCUUGUAAUAAUUGGUUCCAAGCUAGACGCUUAAGAAUUUCUGCAAGUUCAAAUGUUCAUCAUAUAAAAGUUCUAAGCAGAAAACCAGUUGAAACUUUGGUUUCAGACAUGCUACAUCCAUCUACGAUCGACAGCAGCUCUACUAGAUACGGUUUAAAAAUGGAAUCUUUUGCUAAAGAAAAAUAUGAACAACUUUACAACUGUACUGUUAAACGGGUUGGUGUAAUUGUUAGUAAAUAUCAGCCUUGGCUUUGUGCAAGUCUUGAUGGAGUUGUUAUUGAUGACGGUUGUAUUUAUAAAAUUGUUGAAUUUAAAUGUCCUAUUUCCUGUGAAAAGAAACCAGUUAUCAAUGAUGCUGAUGAAGUUAGUAAUGUUAAGUAUUUGGAAUUUAUUAAUCAUAAGUUGGAGCUCAAAAAGUCUGAUGUUUAUUACACUCAAGUCCAAGCACAAAUGUACGUCACUGGCAUGAGUGUUUGUGAUUUCUUUGUUUAUUCACCAGUUGAAGAUGGCUGUUGUUUAAUAGAAGUCCACAGGGACGAAGAAUUUUUAAAAACUGUAAUUUUGAAGAGCGAGAAAUUCUAUUUCGAGCAAUAUUUACCAGCUUUGUUUGCGACAGUAGCAACUACUGAUAUUAAUAAAGAAAAUGCUGGUAACAGCGAUGAAAAUGCUGACAAUUUAAAUAGUAGUAAUAAAGAAGAUGAAAGUUCAAACCAAAAACGAAGCUUUACUGGAAGUGAUAUUACAAAUAUUUUAAUAUAG
This is a messenger RNA of Chrysoperla carnea, 1578 nucleotides long. RefSeq lists its product as uncharacterized. The record is from RefSeq and is a predicted model, not a curated record. Lineage: Eukaryota; Metazoa; Arthropoda; Insecta; Neuroptera; Chrysopidae. Gene Ontology annotation, molecular function: zinc ion binding. The transcript is spliced from 3 exons. Bases 61 to 1578 code for a protein of 505 amino acids.